GGUUUUCUGUCGAGCUCCACAAACCGUUUCUGUCCCUUUAAACCUGAGCGGUUUUCCACAAAAAUGAAAACGUGAAGGGAUAACACGAGGGAGACUUGUUAGAAAGUACACUUUGGGUGUUGGGGUUUAAUAAAAGCCCCAUUCUUUCUCCACCCCUCCUGUCGGGGGAGUAAUGGUACGCUCCCUCCUUGUGAUGUACUGCUCCCUCCUGCUGCUGGGCGGUCAGAAAGCUGGAAGUACACUUGGUAGAGAGAGACAGCGAGAGAUACGUUGCAGCUCUGUCUGGAAGAAAAGUGGCUUUGUCUGGAAACCCGCUGCCAGAGUGACGUUUUUGGACCGUCUUUCUUUCUGCGUUUGACUUCAUUUCUCCCGCUUCCCCAGAGCCUGAAGGAUCCUCGCGCAGCUUUAAAGACGGAGGGAAAAAAAGCAGAUGUUUGUGAAAACUAUCGAAAAGGUGCGCAGAAGUUUCUUGAAAAUGUAGCCUCUUCUAAUACAGGAGGUUUUGUAACCCCUCACUCACCCCCCCCCUCCCCCCUCUUCCACGCGGCCGGUUACAUGGAGGUGUUACAGGAAGCUGUUUUUAAUCGGAUUAAGGAGAAAAACUCUGAUGAAAAACUUUGUUCCAGACGGAAAGACGAAGCGGUGGCUUGUUGAAAAGCAGUUUUUUCCCCUCCCUGAUUUGUGCGCCUCCCAAAAAUGCGCCCUGGGAGACCUCACAAGUCCGGUAUGACGCGCCUGCUGCUCCUCCUCGCGCUCGCCUUGUCCUGCCGCUGCUGUCCGGACAAAUGCCUGUGCACUUCAGAAACUGUGAAAUGCCAAAACCAGGGCUUGGUCAAGAUUCCACCUUCCUUACCGGCCAAGACCAAAUCCCUGUUCGUCACGGGAAACAGAAUCGCUGAAAUAAACGAUUCCUCUUUCCCAACCCGUCUGGAAAACCUGGCAGAAAUGUAUCUGAGUGGCAAUGAGAUGGAGGAUGUGCUUGCAGGGGCAUUCAAAAACUUGCCAAACCUUGUACAGCUGGACUUGAGUAACAACAUAAUCCAGAAUUUCAGCGAGAGCGCUUUCCCUGAUGAUAGUAAACUGCAGUUCCUCAACCUCAGCAGGUCGCUUAACAAUUACACCACCCUUGAUUUCUUUGUCCAUGCAAACCUUCCCAACCUCACCUCCCUGGACCUGUCCAACAAUGACCUGCUCUUUCUGCCGGACGGCAUGUUCAAGGGCCUUCCCAGCUUGACCACCCUGAACCUCCGCAACAGCUCCCUCAUCAUGUUCCAGAGCGUGGAUGAGAACGAGACUCUGCUGGCGCUGCGUCACCUCGACCUGAGGGACAACCACCUGAAGAAUCUGCCCGCCGCCACGAUGGCGGACUUCGGCCUCCGCCUCGACCUUCGCGUGCAGCUGGCUGGGAACCCCUGGCGGUGCAACUGUUUCAUCAGCGACCUGUUGGCGUGGCUGAAGAACUCCACCCAGGUGGUGGACGCGCGUGAGCUGACAUGCGCUGAUCCCGAGGCUGUGAGGCACCGGCCCCUUCUGCAGGUGCAGCAGUCCCAGCUGAAGUGCUCGAGCGACAUGGAGGGGGUCCUGGAGACGUCGUACGUCUUCCUGGGCCUGGUGCUGGCCCUCAUCGGGGUCAUAUUCCUGCUGGUGCUCUACUUGAACAGAAAGGGCAUCAAGCGAUGGAUGUACAACAUCCGGGACGCCUGCAGGGACCACAUGGAGGGGUACCACUACCGGUAUGAGAUCAACUCUGACCCGCGCUUGGCAAACCUGAGCAUCAACUCGGACGUGUGAGGGUAGGCGAAACGGUGGGAGGGGAUUAGUGGGGGGGCACUGUCAUGGACUCGGCAAUUAAAUGACUCAAUGCUGUUCAACUUUUGCAUGAAAGUCUUCCUUCUUUUGCCCCCCACCCCGCAAACCCCAAAACACAGCACAACGAUGCCAUUCAGAUGCUGCAUCCGUCAACGCUUUCGAUCGACCUCUGCCGCAUGUCCAGCCCAAAUGUUUGGCGGCCGUCAUGCCAACUGCGUUUUUUUUUUUUUUUUUUCCUGUGUUGCGUUGCAUGGACGAUGAAUCAAGGCAAUUUUUUUUUUUUUUGAGGAAACCUCCUGCAAUUGUCUUUUUACUUGCCUACAAGGACAACUGAAUGGAGUGCUGCAACUUUUAAGUGAACACCACCUGUCAAUUGCGUCCUUGACGAUGGGACUCUUGCGGCAGAGAGAUGUUAUGCUGCUUGAGUUUGUCCUUUUUUUGGGAUGUAAAGAUGUCAUAUGCAGUGCAGACUAUGCCUUUUUCUGGACUGAUUAUAAUACACAUAGCAUAGUAUAUGGAUUUUGUAGAUUUAUGUGAUUGCUGUUUAUUUUGUUUGUUUUUUUCCUGUAAGGAUAUUUAGCUAAAUAAAAAAAAGCAUCUG
Molecule: messenger RNA, 2410 nt
Organism: Poecilia latipinna (sailfin molly)
Lineage: Eukaryota; Metazoa; Chordata; Actinopteri; Cyprinodontiformes; Poeciliidae
Gene: tpbg
Product: trophoblast glycoprotein
Exons: 1
Coding region: 697-1791 (364 amino acids)
Biological process (GO): negative regulation of canonical Wnt signaling pathway
Cellular component (GO): plasma membrane
Molecular function (GO): protein binding
Source: RefSeq, a predicted model, not a curated record